AUGUUGUGUACACUGCUUGCAUUGCUCGGCCUGUACGUUGGUGCUGUUUGGUUAUACGAAAAUCUUCAUACUCCUGUACUGCUGGUACUGAGAAGCAUUCAACAGUUAGUGUUUCGCCAGAAGCUCCCUCAGCGAUACGGCAAAUGGGCCGUAAUCACCGGUGCAUCGGAUGGCAUUGGAAAGGGUUACGCACAUUAUCUCGCCCGGAAGGGCAUGUCGAUAGUGUUGGUAGCUCGCAACGAAGCCAAGCUCGCUAAAGUGGCUGCCGAAAUCAAAUCGAAACACGGUGUGGAGAUAAAAAUUGUUGUGGCCGAUUUUUCCAAGGGACUAGAAAUCUAUCCGCUUCUUCAAACAGCUCUUACUCCGUUAGAUAUAGGCAUCCUGGUGAACAAUGUUGGCGUUACCCACGGCCCUCCCAUGUAUGUCGACGAAGUAUCUCAACAGAUGCUGUGGGACUUGAUCAAUGUUAAUGUGGCCGCUGUAACGUUGAUGUGUAAUAUCUUAGUGCCCGCAAUGAAACAUCGCCAACGUGGCCUUAUCAUAAACCUUUCCUCGAUCGCGUCCGUGAAUCCAUCACCCUGUAUGGCAACUUACGGUGCAUCGAAAGCUUACACGACAAGCUUCUCGGUAGCGUUGGGAGAAGAGUUACGUCCGUUCGGUGUUGAGGUCCAAACUGUGCGGCCCUCCUUUGUAUACACCAAUAUGACGCACUUCAUGGCGGAAGAUGAGAAGAACACACGAUACCGAAAGUAUCUGGUCCCUCUAGACAACUUCAUGACGUACGCGGGAUACACGAUCGGUAAGGUCUACAUGACCACCGGUCACUGGUCACACGGGCUACAGUUUGCUGCUCUUUAUCUGUUACCGGAGUUCGUACGAGUAAUCAUCAUUGGACAAAUGAACAAGAAGCUGCGUAAUGAAUUCCAUGUUCAAAAGAAGACAAAAGCGCAAUAA
Anopheles moucheti is the source of this 954-nucleotide messenger RNA. Its product is annotated as inactive hydroxysteroid dehydrogenase-like protein 1. Gene Ontology annotation, molecular function: oxidoreductase activity. The transcript is spliced from 3 exons. NCBI's taxonomy places the organism in Eukaryota, Metazoa, Arthropoda, Insecta, Diptera, Culicidae. Gene Ontology annotation, cellular component: endoplasmic reticulum. The record is from RefSeq and is a predicted model, not a curated record. Bases 1 to 954 code for a protein of 317 amino acids.